AUGCCCCGCUUGACACCAGAGCUGAUCCGGACAGCCAGGAGGAGUCACGCGCUUCUCCCACUCCUUCUGCCAGAAUGCCGGACAAUCGAGCAGGCAUCUAUGGAGCUGCGCUGGCUGACGCGCGAAGGGCGGCAGCGGUGGGGAGGAGGAGGAGGAAAAGGUUGGUUGAAAGCCCUCUGCGAGAAACGUGGGCGUGGAUGGCCGCUGCAGUACCUGUUGGGUACCCAGCCGUUUGGGGCUUUGGAGAUGAUAUGUGAGAGAGGGGUGUUGAUUCCGAGACCGGAGACGGAACAGUCUGCUAGCCAUCUAGGUGGCCAUAUGCUUAAACACCUGCACCCGCACUCGCAGGUCAGGAUUGUUGAUUUAUGUACUGGGACGGGAUGCAUUCCACUGCUCCUACACAAUCAAUUAUCUGCGGCAGGGAUGUCUUCACGAAUACUUGGUGUUGAUAUUUCGGUUAAGGCGCUGCGAUCGAGCAAACGGAAUCUCGAACAUAAUGAAAAAGUGCUGUCGGCUAACGCACGUGAAGAUAUCGAGUUCUUCGGUGGUGAUGUUCUGGCAGUGGAUAGUUUGGUCGAAACAAUUGGGGGAAAGCUUCAAGGGGUAGACAUAGUGAUAUCAAACCCACCAUAUAUUUCAAAGGAGUCAUUCAAUAGAUCUACCGGCCGCUCCGUCAGGAACUACGAACCUAAGCUGGCGUUGGUGCCAAAAGGUGGUAACGGGGAUAUAUUUUAUCCCGCCAUUGGACGGGUUGCGGAGAGUCUGGGAUCUCAAGCGGUUAUAGCUGAGGUUGAGGGAUGGGAGCAGGCAAAUCGGGUCAAGCAAGAAUGGGCAGGAAGUGGGGUUUGGGAGGGCGUUGGUAUAUGGAAAGAUUUUGCGGGAAUUGGAAGGACGGUGGUUGGAUGGAGACGCGGAUGGGAGUGGAUUCGAGAUGGACCGGAUGUAGUAUCGUAUUAUAGAGAUUGGGGGGAAUGA
Messenger RNA from Tuber melanosporum (Perigord truffle), 975 nucleotides. RefSeq lists its product as uncharacterized. Lineage: Eukaryota; Fungi; Ascomycota; Pezizomycetes; Pezizales; Tuberaceae. The record is from RefSeq and is a predicted model, not a curated record. The transcript has 2 exons. The coding region runs from base 1 to 975 and encodes 324 amino acids. Gene Ontology annotation, cellular component: mitochondrion. Gene Ontology annotation, biological process: protein methylation. Gene Ontology annotation, molecular function: nucleic acid binding; protein methyltransferase activity.